UGCCCCGCCCCCGUCGCGGCUUUCUCCGCAGCCGGAGCGGCGUCGCCGGGCUGCUGAGGCGGCAGCUGAGGAAGCGGUGUCGCGACCCCGCUGCGUCCCGGGCCCUGGCCCGGCGCGGCCUUGCGAGCCCCUGCGUCGGCGGACGAUGGUGUGGCGGAGCGCGCGUACGCGGGCGGCGCGGCGGCGGGCAUGAAGGAGGAUGGAAGGGCAGGACGAGGUGUCCGCGCGGGAGCAGCACUUCCACAGCCAAGUGCGGGAGUGCACGAUAUGUUUCCUUCUUUUUGCCAUUCUCUACAUCGUUUCCUACUUCAUCAUCACAAGAUACAAGAGAAAAUCAGAUGAACAAGAAGAUGAAGAUGCCAUAGUCAACAGGAUUUCGUUGUUUUUGAGCACCUUCACUUUAGCAGUUUCAGCUGGGGCUGUUUUGCUUUUACCCUUCUCAAUAAUCAGCAAUGAAAUCCUGCUUUCUUUUCCUCAAAACUACUAUAUUCAGUGGCUAAAUGGCUCCCUGAUUCAUGGUUUGUGGAAUCUUGCUUCUCUCUUUUCCAACCUUUGUUUAUUUGUGUUGAUGCCCUUUGCAUUUUUCUUUCUGGAGUCAGAAGGUUUUGCUGGCCUGAAAAAGGGAAUCCGAGCCCGUAUCUUGGAAACUCUGGUCAUGCUGCUGCUGCUUGCAUUACUGAUUCUUGGGAUAGUAUGGGUGGCUUCAGCACUGAUUGACAAUGAUGCUGCAAGCAUGGAAUCUUUAUAUGACCUCUGGGAGUUCUACCUACCCUAUUUAUAUUCCUGUAUAUCAUUGAUGGGAUGUUUGUUACUUCUCUUGUGUACACCAGUUGGCCUUUCCCGUAUGUUCACAGUAAUGGGUCAGUUGCUAGUGAAGCCAGCAAUCCUUGAAGACCUGGAUGAGCAAAUUUAUAUUAUUACCCUAGAAGAAGAAUCACUCCAGAGACGACUAAAUGGUCUGUCUUCAUCGGUGGAAUACAACAUAAUGGAGUUGGAACAAGAACUUGAAAAUGUAAAGACUCUUAAGACAAAGCUAGAGAGGCGAAAAAAAGCUUCAGCAUGGGAAAGAAAUUUGGUGUAUCCUGCUGUUAUGAUUCUACUUCUUAUUGAGACAUCCAUCUCGGUCCUGCUGGUGGCCUGUAAUAUUCUCUGCCUGCUUGUUGAUGAAACAGCAAUGCCAAAGGGAGCAAGGGGGCCUGGAAUAGGAAAUGCCUCUCUCUCUACGUUUGGUUUUGUGGGAGCUGCACUUGAAAUCAUUUUGAUUUUCUAUCUUAUGGUGUCUUCUGUUGUUGGUUUCUAUAGUCUCCGAUUUUUUGGAAACUUUACACCCAGGAAGGAUGACACAACUAUGACAAAGAUCAUUGGUAAUUGUGUAUCAAUCUUAGUCUUGAGCUCUGCUCUACCUGUGAUGUCAAGAACUCUGGGAAUCACUAGAUUUGAUCUACUUGGAGACUUUGGAAGGUUUAAUUGGCUGGGGAAUUUCUAUAUUGUAUUAUCCUACAAUUUGCUCUUUGCCAUUGUGACAACAUUGUGUCUGGUCAGAAAAUUCACCUCGGCUGUACGAGAAGAACUUUUCAAGGCCCUAGGGCUUCAUAAGCUUCACUUACCCAGUGCUUCAAGGGACUCAGACUCAACCAGGCCUUCUGCAAAUGGGCAUCAGAAGGCACUGUGAGACCCGAGCUGGCGCCACUCGCAAGCAGGAGCCCCGGGAACUCCACACUCACGGCACUCCUGUCAGACAUAGAGCGUUUCAUGCGACUUUGGUCUGUGUUUAGGGCUUGGGUCUAUCUAUGUCAUUUUCUUCAUGAUCUCAGAACCUGGCUAUUACUGAUCUUGUUUUUUAAAUGUAGCUUUCUGACGGACCCUAGAGUUCCUAGUUAAACGCAGGUUCUUAGUGAUGUUGUGGAAAAGCACAUUCUUCUGCAGACCCCUUUGCUCCUGUCCAUCAAUACCAUCAUCCAGAUGAAAAGUCCCCACCUGCAGCGAACAUGGGAAGAAAGGCAGACAUCCAGACUCCCUGCAGAUUCACUCACUCCCCAUUGUGUGUUUCAUGAGGAUGCAAAAGCCUUCGAAAGGCCCUGUUGGCCCCAAGUGAAGCUUCUUCAGAAAAUGCAGUUUCUAGAUUCUGAAGUGUUUUUUUGAGACUGGAUCUCACUAUGUUGCCUAGGCCAGCCUCAGCCUCCCAAUCCUUCUGCCUCAGCCUCCAGAAUGCUGGGAUGACAGGAGAGCAUCACCACAGCUGGUUUCAGAUUUCAUAGAAACUGCUCAUCUUGAUCACCAUAGCAGCGGGUGCACUGGGACUGUAAUGAUUACACAUUGUAUUUUUAUUUACUAAGAACAGUUUCCGAUAUAUGUUAUAGAGAGUUCAUUAGACUUUGAGCCAAGGGAAAAAUACUAAAUUCUUUUAAAACUCGAGUUUAGUGACAACCACAGGAAUAUCUUCUGUUGUACCGUAUAGUAAGCUGUUAUAGGGAAAGUACUACGUAAUUACAGUUAAUGGACAGUUUAUGUGCAUAUGACUCAAGGUCACCUCUCGUGACAGUUACCAGUGGUGAGUACACUCAAAACUUAGGUUUUGCCUUUUGUGCUACAUGUACACUUAAAACUUUUUAAAGCAUUUUUUUUCAAAGAUCACUUAAUUUCCUGGCUUUUGUGAAAUUUAUGAAAAAUGUAAUUGCUGAGUGGUAGAAACCCCUUCUUUCCUCACAUUCUUCAGGCUCUUGCUACUUUUGUAUAUGCCAUUUUAAGCUUCCAACUUAUAAAAGUUACCAGUUCAACACCCAAACUCGUAAGAUUAGCAGUCUCAAUGUUAAUGGGCUUUGCUAGCUGUUCGGUGACCAGGUUGUAAAUAAUUGUUGGGAUGGCCUUUUGACUCUUAGUCCACAACUGAGACCAUGAUCGUGUGUUCUGGGUCGCCAUCACCAGGAGGAAGCCCCAGAUUGUGAUGCCGAAGUACAAGACUGGCCCGAUGGCACAUGGUUCAGUCCUGCCAUGCUGUAUGAAUGUGUAUGUUCACAUGCACUCUGUGUAUGGCUCUGGGUUGUCUGUGCUCACACAAAAGGGAAAGGUCAUUUUUUUUUUCCAAAUUGUUGAAUUUAAAGUUUUUUUUGGGGGGAGUAGGGACAUUUAUGAAAAAAGCAGUAUCUCCACUUAUAACCAAAAUAAUAAGAAACUUUGUAUAUACAAUUUAUAAGCUCCAUUGAGUGUACUUCUCCUUUAUUUAUACCUCUGCAUUGCUUUUUGAGCUCAUCUUUUUAAAACGCAGCUGAGUUUUAAGAUUAAAAAACAAAAACAUUCAUUUUCAUUUGUGGUUCUCAUCAACACUCAGUAUAUACCACCAAUCUAUUGGUGAAUUUCUUAGCAUAAGAUGCACAUGCCUAGAAACUUAUAAAAGCCAGCUGCUUUCUAAUUUCACUGUUAAUUAUCCCGAUUUUAGUAUUAGUUGCAAGCUUUGAUUUUACUGAAACUUGGGAUCCAUACAUCAAGCAGAUCAAGUCAAGGGGAGAACAGAAGAAAACUCAGGAGUACACUAAAAUCAUCUUUAGCUUACAUCAGUUUCAGGGCACAUCCAAAGAAAGAGUUCCUGGGUAUUUGUAAGAUGUCUAAAACUUUUUUAGUAAAAUAUUAAACUUUUCAGUGUCUGUCUCCACUUCUUGUUCAUUUGAAAGUUUCUUCCACCUGAGAACUUAAGUCAGGUUUGGAUCCAUAGGCUUAAGUAGAACGAACGGGUUUUAAAUCUUCAGACACUCAUUGGGUGUAUCUUUAUUGCUAUGAGGACAGGUUGAGCUUUAAAUGGAAGAGUAGUUUCCUCUGGGAUCUCAGUGCCUUUGACUGUUAGAUACAGAGUUCUGCUGCACAGUCACAGUCCUGUGAAGCUGGGCUCUGGUCACAUCCACAGGACUCUUCCUCUGGAGUGAGAGGUUUAUUCAAAUGCAGGUGCUCUGCUGGACAUACGCUGGACACUGGUUUGUAUGAGAACCACACAAGUGGAUGGCAGCUUGCGGAAGCUACAUGUUCUGAGUACUGGUGAGGACAGUCACACUCAGGAGCCUUUCUUUUAUUGUAGUUGUGUGCUGGAGAAAAAGAAGGUGAAUAGGCUCUGAAAGAGUGCUCAGAGUUCAUUAAGUCUGCAACUACUGUUUUAUUCUAGAUGGACCAAGGUACCCCAGUGACUACAUCAGAUCAAGUGGGGUAUUCUCUUUUACCCUUAUUUUCCAUUUUAAAAGGGCAUCGGGCACUAUAUUUAACAAGGUUGUUGAGGGGGUUUAGCUUUAUAUCUUUAAUUGGGUCUAUAAUAUUUAAAUGAUUUUUACAGUUAAAAAUUUUGUAGAUUAUAACAUUUGUAUUGGUUUUUACUGCUUUUCCAGGGUAUUUCUUAGAUUUAAUACCCACAUAGGCUUAUGUACAUCCUGUUUUAUAGACCUGUUCUAAGCCAGGCUUUAUGUGAAAUUGCACGCAUGUGUGCGCGCGCAUACACACACACACACUCUGUUCCUUACAUUGCUGUGCUGAGGGACUGGUCAGUGGGUGGGGAGGAAGCCUGGGUUUUUCUGCCUGUCACGUGCCCCUGCUUGCAGCAGCCACCUCCACCUGGCUUUGCGGGGUGCUGCAGACCAUCUUUGAAGUUUCAGUAACGACUUCGCGGGCCCGUGGCACAGGGUCCCCUUGUUCACAAGCCCUUGUGAGCUUGCCUGUGGUUAGCACAGUAUUUAAUGCAUACAGGAAGAGCAUAAAUGGAGUACUGACUUUUUGAGCUUUAAAAAACUGGUAUAAUGUUACUUUUAAAAGCAACGUUUGGGCACACUGAUAGAUUAUUUUGUUUAUAGAUUGUUUUCUUUACAAAUCAUCUUUAUUUCUAUGAGAUACUUUCAGUGUGACUUUUAAAAUGUUCUAGAAAAUUAAAGUUUUACAAAAAGUAAUUUCAUAUUUGGUUUACAAAUACUUAAAUGUAUAUAUUUUAGUAUUAAAUACCAUCAUGUCUAAAGCUUUUUUUAUAGGUGAAUUCCAUUUUAGUUUUACAAGGGGCAAUAAUUAUUCUGGUGAACAGAUGAGUAGAGGAAGAGGGGGAUAUUGUCACUCUCUUUUUGUUGUAGAGUUCUUAGCAGAAAAAUUCUGCAACCCAAAAUGUCACACCAAUAGUUGAAAGCACGUGUUUUUCUCCUUUGAGUUAUUGAAGCUAAUUAGAUUUGUUUAAUUUCUCUAAUUUCUCCUAGGACCGAGCAGCUCCUGCCUGUGGUCUGGCCAGCUUCACCCAGAGUCCUGCAGAGUAAGCGCUGCCAGCCUCUGUCGGUUAACUGGCAGUGCACAGGGCCUUCUGUGUACUCUUGUUCACAAUAAGCAGCACAUUUCACUUAGUA
Messenger RNA from Sciurus carolinensis (gray squirrel), 5357 nucleotides. RefSeq names its product limb development membrane protein 1 (gene Lmbr1). Lineage: Eukaryota; Metazoa; Chordata; Mammalia; Rodentia; Sciuridae. The record is from RefSeq and is a predicted model, not a curated record. Gene Ontology annotation, molecular function: transmembrane signaling receptor activity. Gene Ontology annotation, biological process: signal transduction. The transcript is spliced from 17 exons. The coding region runs from base 200 to 1672 and encodes 490 amino acids.